Diuraphis noxia (Russian wheat aphid) is the source of this 912-nucleotide messenger RNA. RefSeq lists its product as uncharacterized. NCBI's taxonomy places the organism in Eukaryota, Metazoa, Arthropoda, Insecta, Hemiptera, Aphididae. The record is from RefSeq and is a predicted model, not a curated record.
AUGAUUGACAAAGUAUUAUCGGAAUUUAAUAUUCAGAAUAAGACAUCUCUCAUUGUAACUGAUAACGCGGGAAACUUUGUGAAAGCUUUCAGUUUGACAUUACCUCAACAUCAAAGGUGUGCUGCGCAUACUUUGAAUUUGAUUGCUACUACUGACAUUGGAGAUGCUGAAAAAGAUAAAGCCUACAAAAUAUUGAGCAGACGCGUGUUUGGGAAAUGUCAAGCUUUAUUUAACAAGCAGAACCAAUCAACGCAAUAUGCURAUCAAAUAAAAAAUGUUCUUGGCAGAUAUUUAACUACUCCUAAUGCUACAAGGUGGAAUUCAUUUUAUGACGCUAUUAAAUGUAUUGUCAGUAAUUUGAAUAAAAUAGAUGAAGUAUUUUCUAUAACGUCAUUGCCACCAUUUUCUAGACCACGUGAAACUUUAUUUCUAAUUGAGUAUUGCAAGGUUAUACAACCAAUCGCAAAAAGCUUAGACAUAUUACAAGGGGACAAACAUGUGUGUCUUGGAUAUUUACUUCCUACAUUAACUGCGAUUAAUAAAUCAUUAAAAAGUUUGUCAAGUUUAAACUACUGUACGCCAUUGGUAAAUGCUUUGCAAAAAGGAAUAGAAAAAAGAUACAUGAGUUCUAGCACAUGUCAGAUAUCAUCUGCUUUAAUUCCUAAAUUUAAGUUGAACUGGGCCAGCUCAGAAGAAAAAAUAAGUAUUAAAGAAAAGUUGGUUGAAACUUUAAAAACUUGUGCUGAGGAUGUAGGCAGUACAUAUACUUCUUCACAACCUUUGGUUCAAAAUGAUUUGUCACAUCAAAAUGCAACUGACACGGAGGAUGAUGAUUUUUUGCUUUUUGAAGAUGACUUGCAAGAAUCCGAAAAUAAUUAUGAUUUACAAAAAAUAGUUUCCAUUGAACCAUAA